Halteromyces radiatus is the source of this 1866-nucleotide messenger RNA. RefSeq names its product beta-trefoil DNA-binding domain-containing protein. Lineage: Eukaryota; Fungi; Mucoromycota; Mucoromycetes; Mucorales; Cunninghamellaceae. The record is from RefSeq and is a predicted model, not a curated record. The transcript is spliced from 3 exons. Bases 1 to 1866 code for a protein of 621 amino acids. Gene Ontology annotation, molecular function: RNA polymerase II cis-regulatory region sequence-specific DNA binding; DNA-binding transcription activator activity, RNA polymerase II-specific. Gene Ontology annotation, biological process: regulation of transcription by RNA polymerase II. Gene Ontology annotation, cellular component: nucleus.
AUGCCAUUUCUCAAACAGGAAGCGUCCUCUGAUAUCGUACAACAGCAACAACUUUUACAUCCUUCUUCACCUUCACCUAUACCUUAUGACGCCAUUCGAUCCUUGGUGAAGAGAUAUGUAACUGAUCGUUAUGGAGAACGUACAGUGAUGCUUUUGACAAGUCGUGUAGCGCAAAAAAGUUAUGGAACGGAAAAAAGGUUUUUAUGUCCUCCUCCUACAACUGUGCUUAGUGGUACAUGGUGUACCUCUAUACCAUCAUCAUCUUCAACAUCAUUAUCAUCACCAUCACCUAUCACAAAUGCACCUAUGCAACAACCUAGAUUGACGAUUCAAAUUUCUGGGGAAGCGACACAACAAACUGGACUCUUGGAAUGGUCAACGCCACCACCAUCUGUAUUACCGUCAACUUUUACCUCUGAUGAAUCUUCUUCUUCACCUUCGACUAUUGGAAAAUGUGUAUCCAAACAUCUUCAUAUCAACGAUGCUGAUGAAAAGAGAAAACGUGUGCAGGUGAUGGUUAAUAUUCAACUCCCUAAUGGUGAAAAUAUAGGCACAUUUGCAAGCAAAGGAAUCAAAGUCAUCAGCAAACCAAGUAAAAAACGACAAAGUUUGAAAAACAUUGAUUUAUGUAUUCAUCAUGGUACUACUAUUUCAUUAUUUAAUCGAAUUCGAUCACAAACAGUAUCAACAAAAUACCUAGGUGUUUCAUCACAGCCAAAUUCAUCAUCAUCAACAUCAUCAUCAAAUACCAAUGCAGCCAGCAAUUGUUGUUUUGUUGCACGUACAAAUGUAUGGGAUCCUUUUGUGAUAUGGAUUGUUGACCCUCAACGAACUCAACAAUCAACAAUACCAACAUCCGAUAAUUCUACAACAACACAUUAUCCACCACCACCUGCUAUGGCUUUACAUCAUACUGGAAAGGAACAACUCGCAGUACAUUACAAUCAACCUAUUGUCUUACAAUGUCUUACAACAGGAUUGGUUAGUCCAGUGAUGACGAUUCGAAAAGUGGAUAAAGGAAGUUUAGCUCUUAGUGGAAUCAUGGUAAUGGAACCUACAUUAUCAUCUACAAGCGAAGCUCUCGGGGAUCCAGUCUCUCAACUUCAUAAGGUAGCUUUUGAAAUCCAACCACCUGUCUCCAACACAAAUGUACCUUCAUCACCAUCACCAUCCCAUUCAUAUUCAACAGGUAGAGGACUUCAACAACAAUCACAACAGCAGCAACCACAGCAACAUCGUAACACAUUUUUAGCUUGUUUGAAUGAUGUUGUAGGUCGUCACAAAUGUCAUAGUCCUCCUCAUCGUUUAGCAUCCACUUUAUCAUCCCCAUCAUCUACAACAAACAAAAAUGGAACGCCACGAGAAUCAAAUAUGCUUCCUCCUCCUACUACUACAACUACUGGCAAUGGAUUAGGUGGAAGGCGGCGGAGUAGUGCAGCAUCAUCUUCAUUGGAUCAGAACGAUACCUCACAAGGAGCUUAUUUUGAACAAGAUGUAUCGGAUGCGGCUGUAUGGACAAUAGUGGGUACUGAUUGCGUCAGGUAUACGUUUGCCAUUCCUCCUAGCGACAAUGGUUUGGUACAAUCCGAGGUGUCUCCCUUCCCUAUGGUGAGUUCGAUAUCUCAAGGCGAUGCAACUUUAUGUUUAUGGGGUGAAGGUUUUACUUCAACAUUGACGGUCUAUGUAGGUGAUCAAAGUCUAGCUACUGAAUUUAAGUCUCCUGAAGCCCUUGUUUGUGUGAUUCCUUCUUCUUUGAUGGGAUCCCCUGAUUUGAAAACUGGUCCCAACAAACAACAACCCAUUUUAUUGGUACGGAAGGAUGGUGUGAUUUACAAGACUAAUCAUCAUUAUACUUGGAAGAAAUAG